GCAAAUUACUUUUAUACCCUUAAGUUGUUUAGGGAAUAAAUUUGGGGAUUUAGGGAUCAGCUUCUAUUGUCUUUGUCUUCUUCCUUUCUUCGUCUUUGUUUAGCAAGAUCUGCAAUUCAUCGAGCAUGGGGUUCUUCGUCAAGCUUUGAAUCUUCUGUCAAAUUACCAUAUUUUGAGGAUAUCUAGGCUUUUAUUUUGUUUGGCAGCUUCUAUCAUCUUCUUCUUCCCCUCUUCGUCUUUUAAAAAUUAAACCUUUUUCAGCAAGACUUGCAAUUCAUCGAGCAUGGGUUCUUUGUCAAACUCUAAAUCUUCUGUGAAAUUACCAUAUUUUGAGGAUAUUUAGGGUUUUAUUUCAUUUUCCAGCUUCUAUCAUCUUUAUCAUCGAGCAUGGCUUCUUGAUUGAUCCCGGACGUUGUUUUUGGUCUCUGAAUUGUUUAGUUUUGUUUGAUAAGUUUGCAUAUGGAAGAAAUUAUUGUUUUCUGAUGGCUAAUUUGCGUUUGAUUUAGCUGCAUUUAUUGCUCAAUUCGAUCUAGAUCUUUGUUAAGAAGACAAAAAUGGCUCAUAUCUGUUGGUUUCAAGGGGUGUUUUGGGUUGCAUUUCCGGAGAAGAUCUGUUCUUUCUGUGAUUUUAAUUGGCAUUAUAUUUUUGUAUUGGAUCUGGUUCGUCUACCGUCACUGUGCUCCAUCCCAACAGCUUUUUCCCUUCGAUUCUCUGGCAAGGUGGACUCUGUUUUUAAAGAUCUUCUCUCAAAGAACACCAGAUCGGAACCCAUUUCAUCCUUCUCUGUUGCCCACGGGACCCAAUCCAAAUGCAAAGCUACAUAUCUGAGUUUAAAGAAAUGGAGAACCGAAAUAAACUGUAAAGUAUUGAAAUGCCAUGAAGAGCGAUGAAAAUAAGAGAAUGAAGCAGAAUUUAUUGUGGAUUUUUUUGUUUUUCCAAUUCUUUACUUGAUGGGUUUCAUGAUAUUUAUAUUAUGAGAUCCAAAUUUUGUGUUAUUGGAAUGGGCAUUAAGGUUUAAUCAUGGCCAAUAUCCAAGUCUAAUUUUUGCAGUAGAUGAGACUAGUUAGAGAAGAUGAACAGUAUGCAUCCUCAACU
This is a messenger RNA of Rubroshorea leprosula, 1095 nucleotides long. Lineage: Eukaryota; Viridiplantae; Streptophyta; Magnoliopsida; Malvales; Dipterocarpaceae. The record is from the annotation of a GenBank genome assembly.